AUGACCAAACGAAGUGACAAUGACAGCGACAGUUGUCCGGUGCCAACCCUGCUGCACAAGAAAAGCAAAGGGGAAAAGCAUGUGUCUUUUCCUCCAGAUGAAGAGAUUGUGUCUGGCUUUGCAGAGCACAGGGACUCAGGCAGAGACGUUGACAGCCUCACCUUGGCAGAGGUAAUUCUGGCCUACAAGAAGAGCUGUGAAAGGCACCAAGUGGAACCCAACCCCAAGAUUGUGGAGCAACUGGAGCUAGCGACGUGUGUGAAGGGUACACUCAGGUGUCUGGAUCUAGAAGGUGAGCGAUUAGAAUCCAGCUCUUGCGAGUCUCUGGAAAUCCUACUGAAAUCACUGCACUUUGAUUUCAUCAAUCUGCGGGCGACGAAACUGGAGGAAAAUGGAGCAUCGUCAUUGCUGGAUAUGAUUUUAUACUAUGAACCUACAACACAUCUUGACAUCUCUGACAACACCAGUAUGGGGAUAUCAGGCUGGAGGGCCCUCUCUCAUUUGAUCAAGCAGAGUGGCUGUCUAUUGAGGCUGGAUGCCUGUAAGGUGUCCAUGCAGGGCUAUCCUGCCCAGGCCUUGGCUAAAGCUCUGCCCAGCAGCCGGCUGGCCGUGCUCAGCCUCCACGGUUGCUACCUCAGCGGCAGGCCCCUCUUCACACUUGUUGGGGCAUUGAAGACCAACAGAGGCCUUCAGGAGCUUUACCUAGCUAGCAACAAGCUCAACAGUUACCAGGACUCCAUGCAGUUAGGCGAUCUCCUCAGAUUCAACAGCACCCUCCGAGUUCUGGACCUUGGCGACAACACUAUAGCUGACGCAGGUCUGGAGGAGAUCUGUGAAGGUCUGAAAAUGCAGACUGCUGGUCUGAGGGUCCUCAUGCUGAACAGCAACAUGAUCACUUACAAUGGUCUGGUGUAUCUUGCCAAAGUUCUGCCUGUACUGAAGACACUAGAGAUUUUGAACUUGGGGGAAAACAAGCUACAGAACCGAGGAAUCCACACACUGAAGGAACCGCUGAUGAUGAACCAGUCGUUACUACACCUAGCUCUGGAACAGACCCACAUCACCUGUGAAGGAGCCGUGGCAUUGGCUGAGUUCAUCGCUGAGAGUCGUCAGAUCCAGCACCUGGACCUUCGUGAGAAUGAGGUAAGGGCCGGCGGGCUCAUGGCCUUAUCACUGGCCUUGCGGAUCAACAGCUCUGUCACCACACUGCAGCUGGACCCCAAAGAGGAACAGGGGGGUGAUGGCUCGCGUCAUCACGCCUCCGCUCUGGAGGGCCCCAUCGCCACGGGCACCCGUCAAACCGUCCUGAACCUCAGAGACGCCUCAGAGAACUCUCUACUGUCUCUCAAGCUCCACUGCCUCGCCAGCUCUACUGCCUCGCCAGCUGAGGAGUUUCUGAUGGAGACCCAGGAGAGACUGCUAGGGGAGAUCAGUGAUCUCUGUGUCGCCAACGCAGGCAAUGCUGGCAUCGCCGCGGCAACCGAUCAGCGGCCGACUCUUCAGAAGCCUGGACCAGAAGAGGCAACCACAUGA
Osmerus eperlanus (European smelt) is the source of this 1533-nucleotide messenger RNA. RefSeq names its product protein phosphatase 1 regulatory subunit 37. Gene Ontology annotation, molecular function: protein binding. Gene Ontology annotation, biological process: regulation of Arp2/3 complex-mediated actin nucleation; cell migration. Gene Ontology annotation, cellular component: lamellipodium; plasma membrane. NCBI's taxonomy places the organism in Eukaryota, Metazoa, Chordata, Actinopteri, Osmeriformes, Osmeridae. The transcript has 13 exons. The record is from RefSeq and is a predicted model, not a curated record. Bases 1 to 1533 code for a protein of 510 amino acids.